Adineta steineri is the source of this 573-nucleotide messenger RNA. Lineage: Eukaryota; Metazoa; Rotifera; Eurotatoria; Adinetida; Adinetidae. The record is from the annotation of a GenBank genome assembly.
AUGGCAUUUCGCAUUCAUUUACUUGUUAUAUAUAUUACAUUAUUUCUUUUAUCCAUAUAUCAUAUUAAUGCAUUCAAGUUAGAAAAAAAUUUAGGAUUAAAAGUUCCAAGUUUGGGUUUUUCAUGGGAAAAUUGUGGACCCGCUUCCGAUCCAAUUCAAAUUAAAACUCUUGUUGUUGCUCCAGAUCCAAUUCAUGUACCAGGAAACCUUAGCCUUAGUCUUGUUGUUGCUAUUGGAGCUGCACUUCCAACAGAUAUUCAUGUAUCAGUUACAAUGGAAAAAAAAGUCGGAGGUUUUUAUGUAAAAGUUCCUUGUAUUGAUAAUUUUGGUUCAUGCACUUAUGGUAACCUUUGUGAAGCUUGGGCUGACGCUUGUCCAAAAUAUUUCGAACAAUUUCGUAUUCCAUGUAAAUGUCCAAUUCCUGCUGAUACCUAUACAAUACCUGGUGCAGUUAUUAAGAUUGGAGGACAUUUACCAUCUGUUGGAGCAGGUGAUUAUCGAUUAACUGGUGAUCUUGGUUCUAGCGGUACUCAUCUUGGUUGUCUUCGACUUCAAAUCACUCUUAAAGAUUAA